This is a messenger RNA of Cariama cristata (Red-legged seriema), 5178 nucleotides long. RefSeq names its product WDFY family member 4 (gene WDFY4). The transcript is spliced from 36 exons. The record is from RefSeq and is a predicted model, not a curated record. Lineage: Eukaryota; Metazoa; Chordata; Aves; Cariamiformes; Cariamidae. The annotation marks the transcript as partial.
AUGCGGCUUGGAAAGAAGGCUGCUGAGGAUGUGUUAUCUGAAGAGCACGCAGGACUGUUCUUUGCCUGUAUUCAGCUCAUCACUGCUAAGCCUGUGACUGAAAAAAGUGUUACAGACACUGAUCUGGUUAGGCACUAUGUUGAUCUUGUAGGUUCAGAAGAGGACACGGUGGACAAUAAAAGUGAUCCUCAGACAGUUGUGCCUGUCAGCAGCUCUCCUUGGGUGUCUAAGGGAUCUGCAUUGGCACUCCAGGCUGCAAUGAGUCUCAUCUCCAUGACAUCACCUCGAAACUUCCAGCUCCGCAGCACUGCUUUGGCUCCAUCGUUUGUGGAGUUUGACAUGUCCAUGGAAGGAUACGGGUGUUUAUACCUCCCUACAUUGGCCACUGUCAUGGGACCUAGUGCAGAGCAAUCUGUCUCAGGAGGAAUUGGCAUGGGCACCAGAAUGUUCCCUCCCUCAAGCGGCCUGACACUCUCCUGCUGGUUUCUGGUUAGCAAGUUUGAUUUGGUGAACAACAGUCACCCACUCCGUUUCCUCACAGUCGUGAGGCACAUGUCAAGAACAGAGCAAGAAUUUGUUUGCUUUUCAGUAAGCUUCUUCCCUCAGGACCUUUCUUUGGUCAUUUCCACAGAAGAAGUGGAAUUCCAGCCGCUCGAUAUCAUGGAACCUGAGGGUGAGGUCCUAAAUCCCUCCCCAUUUCCAGGGCAAGUCCAGUUUGGCUGUGGCAAGCUGCUGGUCACUGGCCAGUGGCAUCAUCUCACAGUGACAGUUGCUAAGGAAGCAAGGAAGAACUGCAUUGUGUCAGCUUAUAUAAAUGGUCAGAUGCUUGGCUCUGCAAAGAUGCAGUAUCUCCAGCCCUUACCAGGUAGCUGUAUUUCCAUGGAACCCUCUUCCUUUAUUGAUGUCUAUGGGUACAUAGCUACUCCUCGAAUUUGGAAACAGAAGUCCUCCUUGACCUGGCGCCUUGGCCCUACAUACUUGUUUGAAGAAGCCAUCUCUGUGGAAACCAUGGAGGCGAUUAAUAGGCUUGGCCCACAGUAUUGUAGCAAUUUCCAAGCAGUACAGCUUGAAGGUGAGAACCAGUACAGUGAUCAUAAUCCUACACCUCUAGUGGCAGAAGAGAAGAUUUAUUUUGGAAUCAAUGCCAAGUGCUCAUCCUUCACUACGGUUCAAGAUAUAAAGAGCUCCUACAAUGAAGUGGAUGGCCGGCUGAUUGCCAAAGAGAUUGGGAUUAACUCUCGGGACAGCUCAACUCCAAUAUUCCUAGCUAAGAAUAUUGCUGGACACCUCUCAGGUUCCUUGCGGACUAUUGGGUCAGUUGCUGUGGGCCAAUAUGGGGUAAGAGUGUUCCAGUCCUCUCCAGCAGCUACUAGCCUGAACUUUAUUGGAGGCCCUGCCAUUCUCCUGGGUCUCAUUGCUAUGGCCCGUGAUGACCACACCAUGUAUGCAGCUGUCAAAGUCCUGAACUCCGUCCUGAACAGUAGCCCGAUGAGUGAAAAAUUGAUGAGGCACAUGCAUGGAUACCAGUUGUUGACCUAUCUAUUGAAGAUGAAGACACAACUGUUAAACAACAGGAUUUUACAGUUAAUGUUCUCCCUAGUGGGCACAGCUGAGCUUGGCUUUGAGUCUUCAGUCAUCAAGAAUUAUAAUGCAUUCCAGUAUGUUCUCUGCAACUUCGAGCUUUGGAUGAAAGCACCAGAAAAUCUUGACCUUGCUCUUUUUUCACAUCUUCUGGAGAUCUUGCAGUCUUCCAGAGAUGGAUGUCAGAAUGCUGCAGUUGCCUACCAGGUGCAAAUGGUGCCCAAGCUCAUUUUCCUCUUCAAUGAUCCUGAAAUCAGUAACUCCAGGACCACUGUGGUCUGCACUAUUCUCUCCCAUCUGUUGCAAGGAUACUUUAACACAAGGGAUGUUCUCAGGAUUGGAUUGUUCCUCGUUUACACUUUGAAACCUUCCUCUGUGGAUGAAAAUCAGCUUUGCAUGGACGGUGUGGCUGAAAUACCCAAUGAAGCCUUAAGCCAAACAUCUGGAAAGACAAUCUGGCUUCGAAACCAGUUACUGAAGAUGCUGUUAGAUGUAAUGCGCUCAGACAAACUUCAUCUGUCCUCUGAGGAACGAGAGGAGACAUUUUUGGCACUGGGGCCGGACUGGUUUCUGCUGUUCACACAGAGCUACCUGCACUCUAGCACGGUUGUGCUAGGAAUCAAGCUACUUCUGUGCUUCCUCCACAAUCGUUUUUUGCUGAACAAAUUCAAGGAGGGGAUAGUGGCUGGGCGCUGGCUGGAAAACAGCUCUGCGGGUUUGAGUAUUCUAAUGGAUAAUUUAAAAACUCAUCCUCCAGUGCCUGACAAUGGCUCCUUCUUGAUUUUUGGGUUUUCUGUGCUGCAAAGAUGCCUGACUGAUCAUGUCCACAUCCCUGAGAUCUACUUGCUCGUGGCAGGGCUCUUUCUGGCAACUCCACAGUCUGAACCACCUGAAGCAGCCAAGAAAGAUCUUGAGUCUAUGUUGCAGUGGAUCUUGCAGCACCAUCUUAUGGAGAAUGUCCUCAAAAUUGGCUUGUGUGCGGAGGCAGCUGCUUUACUGCUGGAAAUGGUUAGAGUCACUGUGGACAAGCCUAUUGCAGAUGCAGAAGCCUCCUGGGACAUUGCCUAUCCAGGGAACAUUAUCCAGUUUCUGUGCUUGAUCUACCAGCGUUAUACUCAGGACCCCGUGUGGCACUGUCCUGACUUCUUGAAAGCUUUGGCUAUGGUUGCUUUCCAUUCUGGACCACCCAAGGGAGGCUCUGAAGGCCUUUUGACUCCUGAUGGUCCAGCCAUUGCUGAAGGGAAAGGCUGUGUUGAUCCCUCCUCUCUCCCACUCCUACCACACCCUGCCAAGAAACAAGUGUGGGAUUUUGUACGAGUCCUCCUGAUGGACAGUCUUCUCAACAUCCCAGCAAACAAACAAGGGCAUCCACUUGAGCUACUUCUUGAGGCUUCUCCGGAGGAUGCCACUAGUGAGCAGAAAAGACAUUUUCAGACAAAAGUUUUGCUGUCUGCUAUGGAUGUCUUCCAUGUUACCAGCCAAGGCGACGGGAAAACAAGACCAAGAGGGAGCAGUGAUCCUCAUGGCACUUCAGAAUCAACUGCACCUGUAUCCAUAAUGAAUAUUGCUUAUUUUGCUCAGAAGCUGGUUGAGAAGCUGAACAGCAGAAUGUUUACUGCUGACCCCAAGCAAAUCCUGAUCUUCACUGCCAAACAGAUUAUGAGGGUCUUAGAAAGCUCCAUCCCUCAAAAGGAAGUUUUCCUUGGUGCCCUGUACAGCUGUCUAAACAGAGCCAUCCUAUACUGCCUAUCCAGACCACAACAGUCGCUGCCUGAACAGUUUAAUGUCCUGAACGCUCUCAAUGUCCUGCAGGAGCAGUGGGACGUUAUUUUUGCAACUUACAACUCAAAUAAUAAUUUUGUCAUCUGCCUAAUGUACUGCCUUUGCCAACUGAAUUCGGGCAGCUAUCCAGAAGGUUUUGGGGUGGAUGCAAAACCAAAGCUGGCUUCGUAUCACCAAAUUUUCCUUGCACCCAGUGAAGAGGAAAAGCGCAGCCUGCCUACUCCAGAUGAUGUCCAUUGGGAGAUUCUGAGAACAGUAGACAUCAUCUGGAAGCAGCUCAUUUCUCAGAGGCGGCAGGCUCUGGAGGACACUUACAAGAUGGAUCUUUCUGUAAAAGGAAAUGACAAAGAAAGGGACAUGAAGAUAACAGAGAUCACUCCUUUAUGGGAAGAAAUUAUGACCAAAGCUUGGCAACACUUGCUAGGAUCUGAAAAGAAGCUUCUCCAGAAUAAAGCAGAGCUAGGCCUGUCACAGAGCAAGCACAGUUCCUGGAGUGAAAGCCUCUCUUCAGCUAUUAGGUUGAUGCCUGGACGAAAUGCAAAGGAAAUUACAUGCAAAUCUGAGGGAUUUGUGUCAUGUAUGGAACGGUACCGACGAAUUGGGCAGGAACUGUAUGCCUCGUUGUACAAGAACCACAUACAGAUGCUGCAGUGUGGUUACAGCAAAGCAGCCAAGAACUGGAUGAUACUUGAGGAGCAGCUUUUCUACGGAAGAGGCCCAUGGAGAGAUGCAUCACCGUCCUUAGAGCCACGAUGGAUUCUUGAUUGUUAUGAAGGGCCUUCACGAAUGAGGAGGAGGAUUCAACAUGUGAAUACCCGAGCAGCAACGAUGGGAAUGAAGAGAGAGCUAACAUUAAAUGGAGCAGAAAGGGACAUGGCUAAGGGAUUGGAUUGUAACCAGCUAACGUUCUUCCCUGCUCUACAUGAAAGUUUCCAUUCAGAAGACUUCUUGGAACUGUGUGUGGAGAGACAAAUUAUAUUGCAAGAGUUUGCAGAGAGUGAAAAGGUCACAUUCAAGUGCUCUGUGGCAGUUGUGCAGGGGCAUACCACACUGGAAGGAGUGCUGCUCUUCGGCAAAGAGCACUUUUACAUCUGUGAGUGCUUUGUGUUAUCCCCUUUAGAAGAAGUCUACUGUACACGUCACUGCUUGUCCAGUAUCAGUGAUCCGUUUAUUUUCAACUUAUGUCAUAAAGAUCAUGCUGUGGGAGACCAGAUGUGUUCCCGUUAUUCGUAUCAGGAUAUAAAAGAGAUUCACCUGAUGCGCUUUCUUCUGCAGGAGAUUGCCUUGGAAAUAUUCUUCAAAAAUGGUUAUUCCAGAUUUCUUGUCUUCCAUGACAGCGACCGAAAUAAGAUAUUUAAGAGAUUUUGCUCUUUCCAACCUGCUUUGAAGUUGAAGGGGAUAACAGAAGAGUCACUGAAUAUAAGGAAACUCUCAGGAGGGGAAAAGACAAUGCUCCAGAAGUGGCAGAAGAGGGAGAUCAGCAACUUUGAUUACCUCAUGUACCUGAACACACUGGCUGGCCGCAGCUACAAUGAUUACAUGCAGUAUCCUGUGUUUCCAUGGGUCCUUGCUGAUUAUCACUCUGAGACUUUAAACCUUACUAAUCCUCAUACAUUUCGGGACUUGUCAAAGCCUAUGGGAGCGCAGACUGUAGAGAGGAAACACAAGUUCAUCCAGCGCUACAAUGAUGUGGAGAAGAGUGAGGGAGACCUGUCUGCCCAGUGCCAUUACUGUACUCACUAUUCAUCAGCAAUUAUAGUGGCAUCUUACCUGGUCCGAAUGGAGCCAUUUACCCAGACCUUCUGUUCUCUGCAG